CGAAGCAACAUUCGUGGUUUUUGAGUCACUUGCAAUUCUUCAUCUACUAAAUUUACAACUAGUAUUGUGUGUAUUGCGAAAUAGAUUCGAAGUGUAAUCAAAUCGUCUUCCUCUAACCCACGUUCCAUUGAUUCGAAUGAAACUAAUUAGAUAACUAAGUGUCAAUAUGGAAGUGAUUUUUGAUUGUUUUUUCGAAGAGACUUUCUUACGACUAGAACGCAGUGGAUUGAAAACCAAACAAAAACGUAAAGAUGUCAUCGAUCAUUUGACAGCGAUUAUUUUGGGCACAUCAAAAGGUCAAAAUGUAACUGCAACUGAGACAUGUACAUUGGCUGUCAUUUCGGCCAUUAAUUAUCAUCAGAGGAAAAAGUGCGAGAACAAUAAUGUAUGUUUAAUGGGAAAGUUUCAUAAUGUGCUGUACAUUGGUUUAAAAAUAGCCUGGGACUGGGGUGUCACCGAUUCAGAUGUGGUGAAAACACUUUUAUAUGAAAUUUUUCAAUGCGAACAGAAUUUUGAGCGUUUAUUUCUUGGUGCUAUAUUCGGUUCAAAUGCGCCAUACUUCAUAGCCGGAUGGAGGAGCGAUUUUUUAGAUCAGGAUGAAAAUAUUCGAGCGCUGGUUUUUUAUUUGGAACAUGCAAAAAAUGCUCGGCUGGAGUUUCCGGUCUAUCUAAAUAAAUACGAGGGAACCAAAGUUCUCAGGUUCAUCGAUGUGCCAAUAGAAAGUUGCGGCAAAGCAAGCCCGAUGCGUGUUGCACUUCAAGCAUCCUCACCUGAUUUGCUAUUAACUUUACUUCGAUAUGGUGCCAAUUCAAAUCCGAAGGACGGCGGAAUGAUGCCAAUCAUUGCGAUAUUGGAUAAGUUGGUUGAAGCGCCAUCUACACAAAUACAUGUCGAAACAUGUUUGAAAAUUCUACUGAAAACUGUGCCCGCAAUUGAAAUGCCAUACAAGCCAUUCACAUUUGAGCAUCGAAAGGGGAUCUUUAUUGAAAAGUACGAGAUUUUAUUUGAAAGAGGUUGCAUUAAACAACAACAAGUAUUCGGUGUAAUGGACUUAAAACAUUUGUGCAGACACAGAUACACAUCAUGCUUAAUCCACUGGAUGAACUACAUAGUAUGUAGUAUUAUGUACGAUUCGAGAGAAUUUGCGAACCAAUUAUCAAUUGCCAUCUGGAAUUAAUAUGUUAAAAGUGCCAAAAAGUUUAAAAUGUUACAUCGAUUUAAUGGAUUAACAAGCAAUGUGGUCCAAUUAUACAAGUUUGUGCGGUCGUUUUGUUGUUCGAAAAAUGGAAAAUACUUUACACCAGACACCACAACGCUUCAAAUCUAUAUAAAGGACAUGGAAGAACGAAGUUACGGAAUACGAAGAGAGGAGAAAAUAUUAUCGGUUGGGUCGCAGCUUGAACGAAAAUAUUCCUGCAGAGAGUAUCUCUUUACACACUAAUGAAAAUAGAACCAAGAAUAUUCUAUCAUAGAAAUAUAUAUAUACAUUUUACC
Molecule: messenger RNA, 1494 nt
Organism: Contarinia nasturtii (swede midge)
Lineage: Eukaryota; Metazoa; Arthropoda; Insecta; Diptera; Cecidomyiidae
Gene: stops
Exons: 11
Coding region: 167-1177 (336 amino acids)
Biological process (GO): intracellular signal transduction
Source: RefSeq, a predicted model, not a curated record